CCGCUCUAAGCCCCACCUGCAUCUCCGCUCGCAGGUAAAUAUCUCUCUCUCUUCUCCCUUCCCUCUCUUCAAGAGAUUUAUUUCUACCUCGUAAAUACCUCCUCCGAGUCUCUCUCUGCUUUGCUCUUUGUUCAAAUUGUCCAAUCCCUUAUUAUCAGAUUCACAUCUCUCUUCUACAGUUGAAAUAUAUAGAUAUCAGUUUGAUACCUUAAUUUUUUCGUUAAUUAAUUAAUUUAGAUUCGAAUCAAUCGGCGAUUCUUAUUCAUUGUAGUGAGUGAUAGUAUAUAGAUAUACAUAUAUAUAGAGAGAGAUUAGAGAGAGAGAGUAUGGCAUCUGCACCGAUGAACAAGAUCGAGAGAGCUCACCAGAUGUACCGUGACGGAGGAUACGAGGAGGCCUUGAGGUUCUAUACAGAAGCGCUUGGGAUGGCCAAGACGAAGCCCCAGAAGAUCGCUCUCCACAGCAACAGAGCCGCUUGUUAUUUGAAACUUCACGAUUUUAAGCAGGCAGCAGAGGAAUGUACCUGGGUGCUUGAGCUUGACCAAAAGCACACUGGAGCAUUGAUGCUGCGGGCUCAGACUCUUGUCACCCUCAAGGAGUAUCACUCGGCACUUUUUGAUGUCAACAGGCUCAUGGAGUUGAAUCCAUCGUCAGAAGUGUAUCAAAACCUUCAUGCUCGUUUGAAGACACAAUUGUCACUUGCUCCAAUACCUGAAGCUGAAGCAGAGCUAGAGGAAGAGGAAGAGGAAGAGGAAGAGGAAGACGAUGAGGCAGAGCCAAAAAGAGCUGAGGAAGAAAAAGAACUGGAAAAAAGAGAGGAUCAAGAAAUAGAAUUGGAAAAAAGUGAAGAUCAAGAAAAAAAUGUGAUAGAUAGCUCAGUCACAGUGGAAAGAGAUCAAAAGGCCGAGUUUAAAAGGACUAUUCCUAAUAAUGCCCCUCAAACUUUGAGCGGCAAGGAGUCAUCUGAACAGAAUUCCAAAGGAUGGCAAGCGAUCCCAAAACCAAAAGGACACUCACAUCUCGACUACUCAAGGUGGGACAGAGUUGAAGAUGACUCUAGCGAAGAAGAUGAUGAUGAGGAUGAUGAAGAGUCUCAACCUCAGUAUCGGUUCCGUUUGAAGACUGUUGGGGUACGACCAGUUAAUUGAAAGGACAAAUACAUACACAGUAUUUAUCAUAUGAGUUGGCUAUUCUAGUUCUUGAAGUAGUCUAUGUGAAGAGAUUAACAACAGAACAGAUGGAAAAAGAAACUGUGGUUUCUUUUCAUCAGCAUUGUACACGGGAAGCCCAGGUGGGUUUGGUACCUAAAACAGUCAUUUGAAACCGCUAGAGCUGUAAGAAAUCAGCUUCCAUGCGUAGGUGGCUGUGAAUGCAUAAAACAGACGGUUAUUCCUGAACUGAUAGAAGCAGAGAAAUCUGUUUUGUGGAUAUCUGGCUCAACAAGACUCGGGGUGGUUAUUCCUUUUGUGCAUGAUUCAUUUCUUCGGGCUGCUUAACAAAGUGGAGAGAGUGCCUAUUAUUGGUUAAUUGGUUCUCUGAAUGUGUAUAUCGUGUCUGUAGAUUGAAUUACAUGCCUGUUGCUGUACAGCAUCUCAAAUUCUUUAAUUCUUCCCUUGAGUGCUGAGUGUGCAUGAGAAUGGAAUGAGGGCUUAGAAUCUUGUGGCUGGCCUGGAUUUGGGUGGCAGUUGUAUCCGCAAGUUCUGCUUUCUUUUCCUAUGAUAUAUCAGAAUCAAGGGGAAGCUGAACUUGUAUGAAUGUUAUACACAAUUUGAGAGUUUUUAUUAUGCAAGAUUGAUAUUGUUUUUAAUUAA
Molecule: messenger RNA, 1811 nt
Organism: Cornus florida
Lineage: Eukaryota; Viridiplantae; Streptophyta; Magnoliopsida; Cornales; Cornaceae
Exons: 3
Coding region: 327-1148 (273 amino acids)
Molecular function (GO): protein binding
Source: RefSeq, a predicted model, not a curated record